UUGAAAUGAGUCACGUGCUCUGUUCUGCGCGCAGGUGUCAGCAUUUUUUGGAUCGUGGACUCGACGAGCUCCUUCGAAUUUUCGAAGUCCUCCCCUCAUUUUGUGAAUCAACGAUGGUAGUAGUUGAUGGAACCGAGGACACCAAAAAGAUUAAAGGGCUGUGUCUUUUCCACUUUGGCCCGUCAAUCGCCUCGCAAAAGGUACGAGCCUGCCUGGAAGCCAAAAAGCUCAAAUGGCGUAGCAGGAUUGUAUCGUUGAGGGAAAUGGAGUCCGACUGGUACUCUGCCAUCCAUCCCCAAGGCACGGUCCCUGCACUGGUACAUGACGGCGUCACUCACAUUGAAUCAGCUGACAUCAUGGCCUAUCUCGAUGAAGCUUUCCCUGAAAUACCUCUCUGGCCUACUUCAGAGAAAGACAAAGAAGCUGUCCAAUGCUGGCUGGACCUGGAGCAAACCNGUCCAGAGACCCAUGAAGUUUCUGACCUAUAGGUUCCCCUGUGGUCCCUUCGCUGGGCACAUGGAGAUAGAUCAGAGGCUUGCUGGCCUUGCCGGCCAUAGAGAGAGGAAUCCCGAAGGCUACACUUUUCACAGAAUGGUGCAGGAAGGGGUAUUGAAUGAUUGCAAUGUGAAAGCAGCUAUUGAGACAAUUCAUGAUGCCCUGCAAAAGCUGGAAGCUCGCCUUGCAGACCACGACUGGCUAGUUGGUGACCAGAUCUCAUUGGCCGAUUACUGCUGGGGGCCCAAUGUCUAUUGCUGCAUGGAAGAGUACAUGUUAGGGUUCCCAAUGGGCCGGUACCCGGCCGUACGUGCUUGGUACAAGAGGCUGUUCCAAGAUGAGGCUUUUCAGAGGGGAGUGAUUUCGUACAGCAGUGUUCCUCUCAAACCUGUUUUGGCCAUCAAGAACUACAUCCAGGAGUUCCUAGGCAACAGCGUCAGCUGUUUUGAGAGGGAAGUCAAGCCCAAUUGGGCUCCGUCUGUUGCACUGUCUGUCAUACUCCUCGUGAGUUCCAGUCUCCUGUCGUAUGCGUCCAUAACAGCUGCCACAGGAGUGUCAUCUGCCGCGUUGAACACUGGUCUGGUAGCACUCUGGUUGGGCGCUCUAUACUCAUGCUACAAGAAGGCCCGUACAGCCACCAAAUCGGUCUACUUUUCUGGGAUCCACAGCAUGAGGGCGCUCUUGACCAAGUCAUAUGGGAGUGAGGUGCCGAUGGUGUGCGAGACACACCCCAGGCCUAAGGUGGUUUUACCAGAUGAUGUGCUAGUGAGAGUCCAUGCCGCCUCCAUCAAUCCAAUUGACUUCAAGAUGGAGGAAGGAUAUGGAAAGACAGCAUUAAACUUUCUCCGCAGAAAGCUGAAGAUGGCUGCUGGUGAUGGCAGAGAGUUUCCUCUGAUUCUUGGCAAAGAUUUCUCCGGUGUUGUGGAGGCAGUGGGGGAGUCCGUGUCAAAGGUCAAAGUAGGUGACGAGGUUUGGGGUGCCUUGUCAUUUGUCCCACUACCUGGCACAUUUGCGGAGUAUGUCCUAGUCAAGGAAGGACUUGUAACCCAGAAGCCUAGCUCUCUUACUCAUGUCCAGCAAGCUGCCUUAAGCUAUGUUGCCAUGACAACCUGGGGAGCACUGGUGAGAGCUGCUGGUCUGUCCUCAGAAAAUACUGCCGGUAAACGUGUUCUUGUUCUCGCUGGCACUGGGGGUGUCGGUUCCUUCGCCAUCCAAUUAGUGAAGGCCUGGGGAGGUCAUGUGACCACCAGCUGCAGCACCAGUGGUCGAGAGUUGGUGGAGAAGCUGGGAGCGGAUGAGGUGGUGGACUAUACGAAGAUAGAUCUGGAGAGUGCCCUCAAGGACAAGCCAAGGUUUGAUGUGGUCCUAGAUAGCCUCGGUCCGGCCUCCUACCAGACCUGUCUGAAUCUCUGCAAGCGAGGAGGCUGUGUGGUCACUGUGGACUCGCCCGCCCUGCUGGCUCUGGACAAGCACGGCCUUCUGCUGGGCAUCCCUAAGGCCAUAUAUGACCUGUGCCGGAUCAGCAUCCCACAGAAGUUGUUUCACGGAAGAAGUUUCAAGUAUGGCUUUGUGGCUCCGAGUUCUGAUGCUUUGGAUGUUGUUGCUGGUCUGGUGGAACAAGACAAGAUCAAGCCGGUUGUGGAGAAGGUCUACAAUAUGGAAGAUGGCAACGAGGCCCUGGAACAUGUACGAAAAGGACACGCCAGGGGUAAGACUGUACUGGUUAUGAAACCUGAUGAAUAGUGAAACUGCUUUGCAUGUGCAAAUGUUUGUAAAUUCGGAGGGCCAUAGGCCCUGGAACAGGUGUAAAGAGAAUACACCAGGAAGACAACUCUGCUGCUUAUGAAAUGGAAAUAGGAUGUUUAGAUCUAGAACGUUUGCUACACAGAGUUUAAGAUGUAAUACUUUAAAAUGGACAUCAAGCAUGAAAAAGGACAUGUUAUUGAAUUAUAACAAAAAGGGCGUUCUCACGUCUUGUGACUGUCCUGGAUUCUUGUAGUCGGCCACAUUUUCAUUGUCAUUGUAUUUUGCCCUAGGUGAUUAUAAAAAUGAUUCGAAAUCAUGUAAUCAUGUAAUUGAAUCUCACAGUCCUUAAUGAUCAAUGUUAGAAAUAAAUUGUACUUAAGGAUCAGCGUUGAUUUUAAAUUGCUUGAAAGAAUGCAUCUUAAUUUAUGCCUAAUUGCAAUGAAAUUCAAACUUUAAUUUUUGAAGUAGAUACAGUUUUUGCCAAUUCUUUCCACAGACAGAAACAAAUGAGGCUUGGAAAUUCUGUUUUGGGUGUAUUCUGUUUGUCAGCACAGAUACAAAUUUUCAUUACUUCAAGAAAGUUGGGAACCAUGGUAUUGUUAGGCGACAUUUCCCAUUAAUUUGGAAAUAAAAGCAAAAAAAUUCAGGUUAAUUUAA
Molecule: messenger RNA, 2898 nt
Organism: Acanthaster planci (crown-of-thorns starfish)
Lineage: Eukaryota; Metazoa; Echinodermata; Asteroidea; Valvatida; Acanthasteridae
Cellular component (GO): mitochondrion
Molecular function (GO): oxidoreductase activity
Source: RefSeq, a predicted model, not a curated record